Eublepharis macularius is the source of this 1860-nucleotide messenger RNA. It is a transcript of the gene CASTOR2, whose product is annotated as cytosolic arginine sensor for mTORC1 subunit 2. Gene Ontology annotation, cellular component: cytosol. Bases 388 to 1377 code for a protein of 329 amino acids. Gene Ontology annotation, biological process: cellular response to L-arginine; negative regulation of TORC1 signaling. NCBI's taxonomy places the organism in Eukaryota, Metazoa, Chordata, Lepidosauria, Squamata, Eublepharidae. The transcript is spliced from 10 exons. The record is from RefSeq and is a predicted model, not a curated record.
CAGCUCUUUCUGCGCUCUGGAGGUCUCAACUCUCCUUCUAGCUUCUGCUCUCUGUCUCUAUCUUUUUAAUUGCUUUGCGUCUUUCUUUUCCUCUUUCUCCCCCUCCCCUCCACUUCUCCUAUAGUUUGCAACAUCUCCUUCCUCUGUCUCUCUAUUCUUAUUUAUAUAUAUAUAUAUAUAUAAAUCCCAUUUCCCACCCCCUUUCCAAGUCAUUAUUUCUCCCCUCUGCCUGCUUGCACUGGAGACGUUAAAGGAACAGAGUGGAAAAAUACCCCGUUGACAAAAGGGGGGAGGGGGCAAGAAGAGAACAAACAAACACUCACAACAGAUCAAAGAAUCCACCAACCAAAUCCCAAUAGACGAACCACAAAUGACCAAAAGGAAAAAAUGGAACUGCACAUUUUAGAGCACCGGCUGAAAGUGGCCAGUGUGGCUAAGGAGAGGAUACAGUUGUUUACCUAUGGCUUGAUCAAACUGGCUUUUCUCUCCUCCAAAACAAGGUGCAAGUUUUUCAGCCUGACGGAAACACCUGAGGACUACACAAUCAUUGUAGAUGAAGAAGGCUUCCUAGAGCUCCCUUCAUCAGAACACCUGAGUGUGGCAGAUGCUACAUGGCUGGCCCUCAACGUCGUUUCCGGAGGAGGCAGUUUCUCCAGCUCCCAGCCCAUCGGAGUGACCAAGAUCGCCAAGUCAGUAAUAGCUCCGCUAGCUGAUCAGAACAUCUCAGUAUUCAUGCUCUCCACCUACCAGACGGACUUCAUCUUGGUACGCGAGCGGGACUUGCCCUUUGUAAUGCACACGCUGGCUGCCGAGUUUACCAUCCUCCGGGUCGUGAACGGGGAGACGGUGGCCGCUGACAGCCUUGGGAUAACGAACGGAUUUAUGAAGCCAAAACUAGUCCAGAGACCCGUCAUUCAUCCCCUUUCCAGUCCAAGUAAUAUGUUUUGUGUCACCAGCUUGGAUCCUGACACCCUUCCCUCUGUUGCUACACUCCUUAUGGAUGUCAUGUUUUACUCCAAUGGAGUAAAAGAGUCUGCGGCGAGCAGUGAAGACUCUGGGCACAUUCGCUUUUUCUCGUUUUCUCUUAUCGAGGGUUACAUUUCUUUGGUGAUGGAUGUACAGACGCAGAAAAGGUUUCCUAACAAUUUGUUGUUUACAAGCGCAUCAGGAGAACUCUGGAAGAUGGUUCGGAUCGGAGGGCAGCCCCUCGGCUUUGAUGAAUGUGGAAUCGUUGCUCAGAUUUCUGAGCCUCUGGCUGCCGCUGACAUACCUGCCUAUUAUAUCAGUACUUUCAAGUUUGAUCAUGCACUGGUACCAGAAGAAAAUAUAAACGGUGUUAUCAACGCACUCCAAGUUAGUCAAGCUGAAAAACAUUAGGGCCCCUUCUGAGUGGGAUCUAGAUCAGGGCCAAAGGAGAGGGACACAGCCUUGAUUAGAAGGAUGAGAAGAAUGGUACCUGAUGGUGACACAUUCCCCGUGAAAACCCAAUUGUCCAGCAGGAACUCUGUUGCCACACAUCUCUGUGGAAUGCACAGGAAAUGGUACAAUGGCAAAGCUCUCGUACAGCGCCUGUCAGUGCCUUUUGAAGUGUGUACAGAACUUCUGUGGCACAUUGUAAGGUAUACGACUCACCCUUCAUACAUCUUUUGACAACCAGGUUGUACUACUGUGAUAGAUCAUUCCACUAACAAUCCACGCAGAUUGUGAGGGAUUCAGGCAGUGGGGUGGUUACCUGGUUUUUUGGAUGGAGAAGGGAUUACUUCUGAACCGCUGUACACCAGGCCCUUCCUCAUGUUUCUGCAAUCAUAUGCCUCUACAAGAGCCCUCUACAGUGACUGAAUACAUUUUUGCUGCAAAGUU